AUGUCUCCUCCUCUUGAAUCUGAACCCACACGAACGUAUGGUGUGCUCCAACCCAAUACAUACAUAAAUAUAGAAAUGCAGAGUUAUGUGGGUGCAUCCGUCAGCCGCAUCAAGAGCAACGUGGAUGGGAGGUACCUGGUGGACGGUGUCCCCUUUAGCUGCUGCAACCCCAACUCGCCACGGCCCUGCAUCCAGUACCAGCUCACCAACAACUCGGCGCACUACAGCUAUGACCACCAGACGGAGGAGCUCAACCUGUGGGUGCGAGGCUGCAGGGCCGCCCUGCUGAGCUACUACAGCAGCCUCAUGAACUCCAUGGGCGCCAUCACGCUCCUCGUCUGGCUCUUUGACGUGACCACCACGACUGGGCUGCGCUACCUGCACACGGCACUGGAAAGUGUGUCCAAUCCCGAAGACCCCGAGUGCGAGAGCGAGGGCUGGCUGCUGGAAAAGAGUGUGCCGGAGACCUGGAAGGCCUUUCUGGAGAGCUUGAAAAAGCUGGGCAAGAGCAACCAGGUGGAAGCCGAGGGCGCAGACGCAGGCCAGGCCCCCGAGGCUGGCUGAUGGCCCCGGGUCCCCUCCCUCCAGAACGCUGAGAAGUAAUGGACUCCAAGAAAUGCGGACACACACCCUUGUUCAAUCUGAAGCUCCCAAGGAGGAUGGCCACCUCACAGACUCUCCCUGAUGGUGGGAUGGAAAGUUUAGGGUCCCUAAAAGCAUUAUCAAACAUUUGUUGAAUGAAUGACUCAAAAUGUGAGUGAAUGAGCCCCUUCAGGCCCACUGCUCUAGCACAUGGUCUCACGGUGGCCUCAGGGGUCUCUGGGGAUGACCAGCCCACAAUCUCUCUCUCUCACGGCACCCAUCUCAGUUCCACCCUAAGAGUACUGGCUACACCCGAGGGCUGCUCCCUUUGCUGUGUUUGCCAUUAUAAGCUCCAAGAGGCUUCAUUCUACAUCCAAAUGUCACCAGGUGCAUAAGCACAGGAGUCUGAACAAAAGUACUGGCCAUGUUAUCCUUUUAAAAAAUGCCAAGAUUGAUAGGUCAGCCAUUGUAUUUGCUUAAUGGCAGAAAUUGGGGGACAAUUAUACUCUUCUAAGGGUACCGGACUCUCCAAAGCAGGGAGGGCUCAAAAGAAGAAUUCUCCAAUGACGGGGCAAGAGCAUUUAGACAGAGGAUUGUUUCUCCCCACCAAGAACACAGUUAAAGGCCUGCUCCGUCUCAAUCACGUGCCCUCACUUGGCCAGGAGUGAGCUACGGGUGGAGGAAGUCAAGCUGUUGUCAUGUCCCAGCAGCAUCCCACCCCGAAAGGUCUGGGUGGGCUCCUCUGGCUCUGGGGGGACGCCUGCCCUUCCGUGGAAGAGGAGCAACCAUCAGACGGGAGUCUACCCUUCGGAGACCAG
Molecule: messenger RNA, 1400 nt
Organism: Myotis lucifugus (little brown bat)
Lineage: Eukaryota; Metazoa; Chordata; Mammalia; Chiroptera; Vespertilionidae
Gene: PRPH2
Product: peripherin 2
Exons: 3
Coding region: 1-564 (187 amino acids)
Biological process (GO): visual perception
Cellular component (GO): membrane
Source: RefSeq, a predicted model, not a curated record